Messenger RNA from Lymnaea stagnalis (great pond snail), 7322 nucleotides. NCBI's taxonomy places the organism in Eukaryota, Metazoa, Mollusca, Gastropoda, Lymnaeidae. The record is from the annotation of a GenBank genome assembly.
CUAAAUUUAGAACUCUACCGCCGGUCUCUGACUACCCACUUCAUCUAAGUCUAAGUGCCCUUUGGACCCACAUUUUAAAUAGCCUAUAACUCUUGAGACUUUGAUAAUAUCUGGAACUUCAAAUUGAAGUAACCGGCUGACUUUUUAAAAAUAUGUUUUGCAAAAAAUGAUAAAUAUAUGUCCUCGAACUUCUAACAUUACAACAUCGACAUCGCAGGCCCAGCUUUACAGAACAGGAUUGCUACUAACUACUAAUGAAGUCUAAUGAGUACCUAAUGUUACGUUACAAGUUACAUCAGAAUACUAGUUACUAAUUAAUACGUAAGUACGACAUUCAUUUUUAAUUACUUACUAACAAAGAGACUUAGUGUAAUACAUUAAAUUUUAAAUAUUUCAUUUUCAUGCCAGGCUAUUCUGUAAUGAUGAUAUGGAGUGUAAAGAAAGUGUAUGUAUUCAUUCUGUUUAUUCAAAAAAUCGGCUACACUAACUAAUUGAAAUUGGAACUCAUUUAAAAUUUAAGUCAUUAUCAUUAAUUUAUUGAGUAGGCAAAGUCUAACUUGGAACAAGAACUAGAGCCAAACACCAAUAUUAAAAGUAAAAAUCUAAGACUAAGAGAGACUAAUCAGACUAAAUACUAAAUUAACUAAAUAUGAAAAUUAAUAAAUGGGAUAAUAAUAACGAAUUGGCUUUUCGCCGAAUAGCCAAUUCGUUAUUAAUUCGGACCUGAAGAAGAAUGAGAGGUUGAGUUUAUAAAAAAAUAUUUAUAAUAUUAUUGUUGGGUUUUAUUUUUAUAAUAAAACAAAAUUUGUUAUCAAAUGAAAGAAAAUUGAAUGGCCUAUAUCAUGGAAAUGAAUUAUUCUUAGUAUCAUACACAUGUCACAUAGUCAUAUUCAUAUGUCUGUAAACUUACUUCUUCAGUUUAACUUAACUAAUAUAAACUACCACAAAUGACAUCCCAACAGCAUUUAGUCUAAAGGGACGUGGGUCUGAAUAGCAAAAAAUAGUCCAUUCAAUUAUCUUUCUUUUGAUACCAAAUUUUGCCUUACAAACUAAACAAUAAUAUUUUAAAUAUUUUUUAUAAACCCAACCUCCUCUCACUCUUGAAUCCUGGGUCCGAAAAGCCGCAGCCUAAUAAUAAUAGUAUAGUAUAGGUAACAGAUAGGUAACAGACUUUUAACUUAAUAGUUGCCUGUACUGAAAUUCUUAAACAAAUAAAACAAACAAAAUCAUUGAGAAUAAUAUAUAUAUAUAUAUUUUUUUUUUUCCUAUUUAAGUAGACUAUUGAAAUUUGACAGCCCCAUUUUAUUUUAUUUUUUGAAAAUAAUUUAUCUUCAUAGUUCAUAGAUAAGUAUAGUCAAAGAACUGGUAAUUUAAUAGUACAUGUUACAUAAAUAUUAGCUUACUUAAAAUUCUAAUAAAAUAUUACAAAUAAUUUGGGUGGCUGAUGAGUCUAAACUGACUCAAUCCAAAAAGCUGGUGGUCUGGAGUUCAAUCCCCAACAAAGCAGAAACACAAGCAGAAAUAUCCCAAGCAUCCUGGGUGGAUGGGACCCUUUAGCCUUGGACGGCAACUCAUCUAACAGAAGGCAAACUCUGAUUUCAAAACCAGGAGUCUAUUGACCGUGGGCCCUAAAAAUAUUUUUAAAAAUAAUAAUAAAAUAAAAAUAAAUAAACAGUGGAGUGCAGCAACUGAUUUUUUAAAUCUUAAUAGUUCAAGUGAAACUAAGUAAGGAUGUAUUUUAAGCCUACCUGCUAGGCUACUUAAAAAAUAGUAUAGGCCUACAUUUUAGUAUACUAAUUUAAUUAAUUUAAUCUAUUUUCUCAUUUUUCCCCUACCCUGUGUUUUACAUUUUCUAAGUCUAUUGCUUUAACCUAAUACUAAAAGCACUCAUACCCUUAUAAAAUUGACCACUCUCUCUUUUUUUCCCCAGGGGCUGAGUUUAAAAUUCACACAAAAAUUGUUUGACUACUCUACAACAAUGGCAACAUGGAUGCUGAUAAUUGGAAUAAUAAUUGCAUUAAUUACAUUACCAACCUGUGGCCUCUUAAUCAUUUUCUUCUUAUUUCCUCAUUAUCUUGUACAGCUCAGCUUUAGGUAAAGUAGCAAUUUUAAGAACAGUUUUUCAAAGCAAUUAGACUUAAUUCUUACAGAAUGGACUAAACAGAUUUGUAAUUUAAUACUGGCAUUCCCAAACCAUUAAACUUAAGACUUAAGACUUAAGUGAUAAUUAUAAUUUCUUUUUCUUUUAUUUUUGUAACAUUUUGAUGAUUUUGGACUAAUUUCUUUUUAGAAAGACAUUUUGGUAAGAUGAAGACUUAUAGAAUUAUUCAAAUUGAUGCCUAAAUUUAACAAAAAUAUCUUUUACUAAGAACUACUUAUUUAUUUCAGGAUUCGACAACAUCGUGCUGGAAUGUAUAUAAAGUACAUUGGAAAUGAAGAGUUCAUAUUUUGUUACGCUGAAAGAAAUGCUCCACAACCAAAUAGAACGAGCCUUGUCUUUGUUCAUGGAUUCUCCUCAUCUAAAGAUCAAUGGAUUCCUUGUUUUAGAGUAGGCCUUUACCUUGUUUUCAUAAUUAAUUUAAUUUAAAAGUAAUAUUUUUAGUUGAUAUUUAUUUCCUUUCUCAACAUGAUUUUAAGUGGUUGAAAUGCACAUAAUUAUUCAUAGCAUGAAUUUUAGCUAAUGUUUGUGUUUAAAUUGCAUAUUUAUUUUAAUUAUAUUCUUUUUUUUUUUAAAUCUGAUAUACAAAAACAAAAUAGCUUAACACAGUUUUAAUUUUAAUUUUGUUAUUUUACAAUCUUUCAAUAAAUAAAAAUAAAAUGUGGAAUUUUUCGUUCUUUCUUUUUUCUUCUCAGUCAGAGUUUAUCGAAAAUCUUCAUAAAAAAAGUUUCCUUUUUUUCUCUUAUUCAGGGUUUACCAAAAGAUCUUCAUUUGAUUGCACUAGACCUGCCUGGUCAUGGCUUCUCUUCCAAACCUGGAGAUGAUGUAGAAAUUGGCUUGGAGUUUGUGGUUGGCUCGUUGAAAAAAGUAAGACACUGAUCAGACCAAGUGGUCACAUUUUUUUUAACACUGUAAGUCACUGAUAAGUGGUCAGUCUGCAGAGAGUUAGUCACUGAUCAGACCAAAUGGUUAGUCUCAACAAAGUUAGUUAGUCACUGAUUUUUACCAAGUAGUCAAUCUUAUAACAAAGUAAGUCCCUAACUAGUCCAAGUCAAUUCAACAGAGUAUGUAACUAACUUUAUCAAGUUCUUUAAUAAAACUAAGUAUCUUAUUAGGCAUGACAAAACUAGAUCAAUGUAUAACACAUGCUUACUAACAGUUUCUAGAUCUUGUUGGUCUGUCUAACCAAAAAAUCCACCUGGUUGGUUCAUCCAUGGGAGGUGCCAUUGUUGGUCUGUACGCGGCCUAUUAUCCAGACAAUGUGGAGAAGGUCACCAUGGUGUGUCCAGCUAGUAAGUUAUCUAUGUUCUAGAUUUAACAAAAAAAAUUAUUAGCUUCAUCUGCUGAGCAAACAGGCUAUUUCCGAAUUAUGACUAAAAAGCUUUUGCACUAAUUUCUUUAGCAUUAUUUAAGACAUUCUAAUUCAUUUCACUUGUAUUCUGUUCUGUCUGUAUAGAUAAAAAUUUCAUAGAUUAAGAAAGAAGAUUGACAUAAUGAACUUUAAUAUUUAAAUAUGAAAGCUUCAUGCAUUUUAUCCAAUGUAUACUUUUGUAAUAAUGUUUACCUAACAUAUAAAAUUUAUCAGGGUUAUUCACUUGCAUCAGGUAAAUUCUAUAUGAAAGUGGACACAAAGUCCAACAAUUUAAUUGCAUAAAAUUUGGUGUGAUAUAGAUUUAUUUCAUGCAUCUUGGUAUGGAGUCAUUUAUAGUAUCUUUGUCUUUUGUGACAUGUGACCUGGUGGCCAACUUGAAUUAAGAACAUGUCUGCACAGUGUAAUAGGAGUUUUUUGUUUUUUGUGUGGAUUUUAUUGUGUGUUUACAUCUAAUAAACAUAGGAAAUUGUCAUUGUUAUGGUCAAUGUCACAUGAUGAGCGAGCAUUAAAACACUAUUAUUUAUUUAAGUUAGUGUAACUGCUGCAGUGAAGUAUUUGUGAAUCUGUAGAAGACUUGACAUUUUUGUUAUUUUUUUGAUGGUGUGCAUUCAGACUUGUUACAUCAGUUUCCCGGUCAUGUUACAUCAGUUACAUAAUUUUGUAUGUAUAUCUUUAAAAUGAGCUUUUUAAGUAAUUUUUAAAGGUUUUCCUUAGAAAAAAAUCAACACUGUAGAUAAUUAGUUUUAAAAAAUAUAUUUCAAGAAAGCAGAUUUCAAAGGAAAUCGGCAAAAAUGAUGCUAAAUCAAAUAAUAUGUCUUUUUUCAUGUAACGUCGGUUGAAAUUCCAAGAUUGGCUAUUUUUACUUCUAUGCCUAACAUAGUUUUAUAAAUGCUAUUGUUUUAAAUUCCACCAGUAAUUUUUUUUUUUUUUUAAUAAAAUAUUUUGCAAAGUAAGUGUAGGGCUUGUGAAACGGGCCUGUCUCACUAACAGUCCAAAAGGCCUCCAUGCCAAGAGGGUUAAAGCUUGUUUCCUGGACAAGAAAUUAUAAAAAAGUAGAUUAAGUGUCUUGGAGAUGUAAUUGAGGAAAGUAGAACAUAUGUCCUAGAUGUGAUAUUUAGGAAAGCAUAUCAGGUGUCUUGGACACAAAAUAGAUGAGAGUAUUAUCCAUUUUUCGAAGCCCACACCAUUUUCAUGAUUUAAAAUAUUUGAUUAUUUGUUGUGUUUCUACACUACAGCUAGUACUCGACUUACGACCAUUCGACUUUACGACCACUUUGAAAAUUAUGAUUUAUAACAAUAAUAAAAGAAAUUUAACUUAAAUAUUUUUAUAACCUUACCUUACUGUACUCAUAGCGUACUCAACUUACGACCAAAUCGUUUUACGACUGGUCUGUCGGAACCGAUCGUGAUGGUAAGUUGAGCACUAGCUGUAUUAACGUUUGUAUUUUUUCAAUUUAUUGGCUGACAUCCAUCUCCUGAUAUGUUCAGAUAGCUUUGAUAAUAACUGGAGAAAUGAAAUUCCUGUUGUUUGUUUGCAGUGAAGACUCCCAUUGACAGCAGCUUUGCGAUCCAAAUGCAAGAAGCCAUUCAGCUUGGUCCCGAUAAUAUUUCUCAUGAGCAUUGUAUACUCCUGGCUAAUGACAUCCAGGGCCUGAAAAAUUUAUUUGACGCCUGUUGUUACAAUAAGGAUGUCAUGAAAAUUAGUGAACAGGUUUGUAUAUCUGAGUCUGCCAGACAUUGUUUGCAAUGUGAGACAGUGGAAUGUAUUUAAACAGUGUUUGUAUGUGAGGCAGUGUAUAUUAGUCAUUAUGUAUUAUGUUUCUGUAAUUGAAGUAUAAUUUAUGAAUCUUGUUGAUUUAACUAACAUUGAGCUUUUAGAGUUAGACCAGAGUGCUUUUAACACUGGAAAAAAAAAGUGGGGGGGGGGGCGACGACACAAAAAUAAUGUUGUUUAAUUUCCACUUUAAUCACAAAAAAUUCUUUACUAUUUCCACAGUUUUGGCAAGGAUUUCUGAACUUGAGACUAACAAAAUUGGAUUUUUAUUUAAGAUGUAAGCAUUGUUAAGGCUUUAAACAAAUUAACUUAUAUAUCCAGCCCAAAGUUCAAGUGUUUUUUCCAGUCUACUUGACCCAAUCAACACACAAGUCACCUAUAGUUACUCUGGAGCUCUGACAUGUUUACCAGCACUUAUUAUUUGGUUUAUUUUUGCCUUAUAUUGCUUGGUUGUAUCAUACAGUUUUAAAAUACAAACUGAAAAUAAUGAAUUUUCUUAAAAGAUUUUGCCUGUACCUGAUAACGUUAAAUGCUUUUCCUUUACCCAGUGUUUAAGGCCAUAGCCACAGAAGAACAUAUCGACCUGCUGGCCAAAACUGCCCCUGGCAUCACCAUUCCAUCACAGCUGAUAUGGGGCAGGAAUGAUGAGGUAACUGCAUGGGGAUGACUAGACUAGACUGGCAGGCCAUUGACAAAGAGUGAUUGUUCCUUUCUUUAAAGUUUGGGGUCAUCCGGGAUAAACAGUGUUGUAGAGUUUCUUAUAAGUAGUAAAUGGGAAGGCAGUGUUUGAACCAGUGGGAUGGUUUUCUGAGAAAUGGGGAGACAGUGUGUGAACCAUUGGGAUAGUUUUCUGAGAAAUGGGGAGGCAGUGUGUGAACCGGUGGGAUGGUUUUCUGAGAAAUGGGGAGACAGUGUGUGAACCAUUGGGAUGGUUUUCUGAGAAAUGGGUAGACAGUGUGUGAACCAUUGGGAUGGUUUUCUGAGAAAUGGGGAGACAGUGUGUGAACCAUUGGGAUGGUUUUCUGAGAAAUGGGGAGACAGUGUGUGAACCAUUGGGAUGGUUUUCUGAGAAAUGGGGAGACUGUGUGUGAACCAGUGGGAUGGUUUUCUGAGAAAUGGGGAGACAGUGUGUGAACCAGUGGGAUGGUUUUCUGAGAGAUGGGGAGACAGUGUGUGAACCAGUGGGAUGGUUUUCUGAGAGAUGGGGAGGCAGUGUGUGAACCAGUGAGAUGGUUUUCUGAGAGAUGGGGAGACAGUGUGUGAACCAGUGGGAUGGUUUUCUGAGAAAUGGGCAGACAGUGUGUGAAUCAGUGGGAUGGUUUUCUGAGAAAUGGGGAGACAGUGUGUGAACCAGUGGAUGGUUUUCUGAGAGAUGGGGAGACAGUGUGUGAACCAGUGGGAUGGUUUUCUGAGAAAUGGGGAGACAGUGUGUGAACCAGUGGGACGGUUUUCUGAGAAAUGGGGAGAUUGUGUGAACUGGUGAGGUGGUGUUUUGAGAAACAGGAAGGCAGUGUGUGAUCCAGUGAGGUGGUGUUUUGAGAAACAGGAAGGCAGUGUGUGAUCCGGUGGGGUGGUGUUUUGAGAAAUGAGAAGGCAGUGUGUGAAUGGGGGAUGUGGUUGGUGUUUGUGUAUUUUGCAAGGCCAAUGUUUAUUUCCAUAUUUAAAGAACUGGUCUCUCUGUUUGUGUCCACAGCUCAUUCAUGUGAGUGGUGCUGAAUACCUACGCUCGAGGCUGCCAAACUGUCGCUAUGUGGACAUCAUUGACGAUUGCGGGCAUGCGAUUGAUAUAGACAGGCCAGCACUGUUGAAUGAGCACCUCCUCAAGUUUAUCCAAGAUGACUGCAGCCAAGACCUCAACCCCACCACUGUGCUUUCAUCAUCCUCCCACUCCACUGAGAAUAAAGUUCUCUCAGCUGCCGCCAGUGAAUCCAGUUUUAAAAAAGAAGACUAGUCACCAGUGGUUCAUGCCUUGGGUAUGAUCUGUUAUAAUUUAACUACAUUUUUUGUACUUAAGUUUC